Messenger RNA from Camelina sativa (false flax), 1609 nucleotides. Its product is annotated as fructokinase-like 1, chloroplastic. Gene Ontology annotation, cellular component: chloroplast nucleoid. The record is from RefSeq and is a predicted model, not a curated record. NCBI's taxonomy places the organism in Eukaryota, Viridiplantae, Streptophyta, Magnoliopsida, Brassicales, Brassicaceae. Gene Ontology annotation, molecular function: kinase activity. Gene Ontology annotation, biological process: chloroplast organization; plastid transcription.
UGAUGACAUCGAAGUAAAAAAAAAAAAAAAAACCCUUCUCCAAUGGCUUCACUUCUUCUUUUUCCUCACCUUCACCUUCACCAUUUUGAUUCUUCUUCACUAGAUCGUAGAGAGAUACUAGUAGCUCGUAAUUCACCUAAACCAAGACAAUUCAUCUCUCCGAGAGCUUCAAUCAAUGGCGGAGCAGCAGCCGAAACCGCCGUCAAACCUAGUCGCAAAGGGAGGAAGAAGAAGCAACAAACCUCGACGGUAAUUGAGAAAGACGACACCGAGAACAUUACUAUCGAGACUGAUGCUGAAUUGAAUCCGGAGUUAGAGGACUACGACGACGGGAUCGAGUAUCCGUACGACGAUCCGCCUCUCGUAUGCUGUUUCGGGGCAGUACAGAAGGAGUUUGUUCCGGUGGUGAGAGUCCAUGAUAACCCUAUGCAUCCUGAUAUUUACUCGCAGUGGAAGAUGCUGCAGUGGGAUCCGCCGGAGUUUGGUAGAGCUCCUGGAGGUCCGCCGUCGAAUGUGGCGAUCUCUCAUGUUCGGUUAGGUGGGAGAGCGGCGUUUAUGGGAAAAGUCGGUGAAGAUGAGUUUGGGGAUGAGCUGGUUUUGAUGAUGAAUCAGGAGAGAGUUCAGACGAGAGCUGUAAAGUUCGAUGAGAAUUCGAAAACUGCUUGUACUCGUGUUAAGAUCAAGUUUGAAGACGGGAAAAUGAAGGCGGAGACGGUUAAAGAGCCGCCGGAGGACUCGCUUCUUGCUUCAGAACUCAAUUUAGCUGUGCUUAAAGAGGCGAGGAUUUUUCAUUUCAAUUCAGAAGUGUUGACGUCUCCUACAAUGCAAUCAACUCUUUUUAGGGCUGUACAGUGGUCUAAAAAGUUUGGAGGGCUUAUUUUCUUUGACUUGAAUCUGCCAUUACCGCUGUGGAGAUCGCGUAAUGAGACUAGGAAGUUGAUCAAGAAAGCAUGGAAUGAAGCAGACAUCAUUGAGGUUUCACAGCAAGAGCUUGAGUUUCUGCUUGAUGAAGAUUACUAUGAGAGGAGAAGAAACUACACACCACAAUACUUUGCUGAGGAUUUUGAUCAGACGAAGAACCGAAGAGACUAUUACCAUUACACACCAGAGGAAAUCAAGCCAUUGUGGCAUGACAAGCUGAAGCUAUUGGUUGUGACUGAUGGAACGCUCCGGCUUCAUUACUAUACUCCUACUUUUGAUGGAGUUGUGGUUGGAACAGAAGAUGUGCUUAUAACUCCUUUCACCUGUGAUAGGACAGGUUCUGGUGAUGCUGUUGUUGCAGCGAUAAUGAGAAAGCUAACAACUUGUCCUGAGAUGUUUGAGGAGCAAGAUGUGUUAGAGCGACAGCUCAGAUUUGCAGUUGCUGCUGGGAUCAUAGCGCAGUGGACAAUUGGUGCAGUGAGAGGUUUCCCUACUGAAAGCGCGGCGCAAAAUUUGAAAGAACAAGUAUAUGUUCCAUCAAUGUGGUAGAAUAGAAAGAUGACGAACUCAACUUGUACUAAAUGUAUUUUGAACAAUGUGUGAGAGAGAUGUAUGCACUGUUUCAAAUUUGUAACCCAAUGUAGAAUCAAUUUUUGAGUUCACUGAUAACAACAACCAUGUGAAUGGA